Molecule: messenger RNA, 1271 nt
Organism: Fusarium oxysporum Fo47
Lineage: Eukaryota; Fungi; Ascomycota; Sordariomycetes; Hypocreales; Nectriaceae
Product: Endonuclease/exonuclease/phosphatase
Exons: 1
Coding region: 138-1034 (298 amino acids)
Molecular function (GO): 3'-5'-RNA exonuclease activity
Source: RefSeq, a predicted model, not a curated record
UAAACAUUCAGUAUCGCGACAGCUUCAUCUUUGUCCUCCCAAGCCUAAAACUCCUAGAUAUUACCUAUCUUUCCCUCGGUUUUUGAUCGAAGAUCACUUCUUGAUAAGCCUCUAAUAUCACCACUGUAAACCCCACAAUGACUCAACUCGACAUCCCCUCGACCGCAUCUCUCAGAAUGGAAGUCCUCGCCAAGCACCAGAGAAUGCCUCUGCGCAUCCUCACCUUCAACGUUCGCUACGCAACAAACAAUCGCGAACAUAAUGAGAAACCCUGGGACGUGCGUCGGCCUAAGCUCAUCAAUCAAUUGAACUUCGUCACCGCCGGUCAUGAGAGCCCCUUCAUUUGCCUCCAGGAAUGUCUCAACCACCAAGUCAACGAGAUCCAGGAGGAUCUGGGCUCUCAUUGGAAACACAUUGGCCGUGGACGCGGAGAGAAACCCGAGGACGGAGAGUUUUCUCCUAUUUUCUAUCGCAACGAUGUAUGGAAGAACGUACGGAAGGAGGUCCGAUGGCUGAGCAAGACACCUGAGAAGCCCUCUCGCGGUUGGGAUGCAGUCCUGAACCGAAUCGUCACAAUGGGAGAAUUCGAACACCGAGUCACAGGUACCCGCGUCGUAGUAUUCAGCACACAUUUCGACCACAUCGGCGUCAAGGCCCGUCAGCACAGUGCCGAGCUCCUCAUCAAGUUCGCCAAAGAAUGGGGCCAAGCAGGCGACAAGAAGGCAUCGGCCGUGCUCAUCGGCGGCGACUUCAACAGCGAGCCCGAGGAUGGCGCGUACAAGACUAUCACGGCGUCUGGGUCAGGCAUCUCUGACGUGUCGGACCUGGUGCCCAAGCAUAAACACUACGGCAACGAAACUACGUACACGAGCUUCGGGGAGGGUUGGCAACCCUCGCGUAUCGACUUCCUGUUCAUCCAAGAGCCGAGAACAGCUCAUGUCAAUACUUUUGGGGUUCUAGCGAAUGGGUUUGAUGAUGGCGUUCGUGUUUCUGAUCACCGACCUGUCGUGUCAGACCUGGACAUUGUGGUUUGAUCGGGCACAGGGUUGUACUGUGCCCAACGUGAGUGCAGUCUGUGAUAAGUUGACAUAUGCUUCUUCAGACAAGUACAGAUUGUCAAUAGCUAAAUACCUCAAUUAUGGUGCAUGUAUGUUUAAUGAGGAUGCUGUGGCGCUGGCUUCACUGCAUACAUGCCAGCAAGACAGCAGAGACAUUAUUUGAACACCGUUGCCGUGGCCUUUAGAAUACUCAUACAAUAAGACUUGCCCCAC